GUCGGUACAGCUGUCAGAAGAGGGAACUCCCACAGCAAAGGGCAUAAAGCCAUCUGGGGCAGUCUGGGGCGGCUCAGUUUUGUGGUGCCAGGGAGUGGACCAGAGCCCAGUCCUGCCCCAGACACAGAUGGGAUCAUGAAUUCCAACCAGAGCUUCAGCCAGAACCCCUCAGUUUCCCUCUAUGCCACAGGAGGCGGCUGGGGCCGGCCAGGGAGCUUCCCCCGGGCUCCCAGUGUCCAUGGUGGUGCCGGGGGUGUCCGCAUCUCACUUUCCUUCUCCUCACCGAGCUGUCCACUCCCUGAAGGGUCUUGGAGGUCUGGAAGAGGCAGUUCCCUCCUAGGCGGAAAUGGGAAGGAGAUGAUGCAGAACCUCAAUGACCGCCUGGCCACCUACCUGGAAAAGGUGCGUGCCCUGGAGGAGGCCAACGUGAAACUAGAAAGCUGCAUUCUGAAGUGGCAUCAGCAAAGAGAUUCAGGCAAUAAGCAAGACUACUCCCAAUAUGAGGAAAGCAUCAGCCACCUGCAGGAGCAGAUAGCAGAUGGCAAGGUGAACAACGCUCAGAUCAUCCUUCUCAUUGACAACGCCAGGAUGGCAGUGGAUGACUUCAGCCUUAAGUAUGAAAAUGAACACUCCUUCAAGAAAGACUUGGAAAUUGAAGUUGAAGGUCUCCGAAAGACCUUGGAUGAUCUGACCAUUGUCACCACAGACCUAGAACAGGAGGUUGAGGGGAUGAGGAAAGAGCUCAUCCUCAUGAAGAAGCGUCAUGAGCAGGAAAUAGAGGAAAACCGUGUGCCAAAUGACUUCAAGGUCAACGUGAAGGUGGAUACAACCCCAGGAGAAGACCUGAUUAAGGUCCUGGAGGAUAUGAGGCAGGAAUAUGAGUUUAUAAUUAAAAAGAAGCAUCAAGACUUGGACACUUGGUACAAAGAGCAGUCAGCAGCCGUGGCCCAGGAGGCAGCCAGUCCAAAAGGUGUGCAGAGCAGCCAAAGUGACCUUCAUGAACUGAAGCGCACUUUCCAGGCCCUGGAGAUUGAUCUGCAGGCACAGUGCAACAAGAAAUCUGCUUUAGAAAACAUGUUAUCAGAGACCCAGUCUCGGUACACCUACCAGCUCCAGGACAUGCAACGGAUCAUCUCCCACUAUGAGGAGGAACUGACACAGCUACGCCAUGACCUGGAGCGUCAGAACAACGAAUAUAAGGUCCUCCUGGGCAUCAAAACCCACCUAGAGAAGGAAAUCGCCACCUACCGCCAGCUCUUGGAGGGAGAGAAUGGAGGGACAAAGGAAGAAUCUAAGUCAAACGUCAAAGCUCCAAAGAUCAAGGCCAUCACACAGGAGAGCGUCAAUGGAAGAAUAAUUCUUUCUCAAGUGAAUGAGAUCUGAAAGUACAAGUGAGGCCAAUAAAAAUUUCUGCCUGUUGUAAAAACUAUUUCCCCUCAAUGGAAAGUCCUUGCCCAGGUGAAUUCUAAGAGGUUUCCUUGGAGUUAACAAACUCAGAAACUUUUUUUCUCUGUAACAAUCUCACCAUAACAAUCUUCAUAUAUUGCUGCACUUUUUCAAUCAAAGUAUGAGUUCAUGAGCUUAAAGCUCUAUUUUACUACUACAGUUGUCAGAUUCCCAUCAUUGUACAUGUUUUAUAGCCAAUAAAACUCCACACCAGCUGCA
This is a messenger RNA of Cervus elaphus (red deer), 1665 nucleotides long. RefSeq names its product keratin 23 (gene KRT23). The record is from RefSeq and is a predicted model, not a curated record. The transcript is spliced from 8 exons. Lineage: Eukaryota; Metazoa; Chordata; Mammalia; Artiodactyla; Cervidae. The coding region runs from base 136 to 1383 and encodes 415 amino acids. Gene Ontology annotation, molecular function: structural molecule activity.